This is a messenger RNA of Larimichthys crocea (large yellow croaker), 822 nucleotides long. It is a transcript of the gene adat2, whose product is annotated as adenosine deaminase tRNA specific 2. The coding region runs from base 194 to 745 and encodes 183 amino acids. The record is from RefSeq and is a predicted model, not a curated record. Gene Ontology annotation, biological process: tRNA wobble adenosine to inosine editing. Gene Ontology annotation, molecular function: zinc ion binding; tRNA-specific adenosine-34 deaminase activity. The transcript has 6 exons. Gene Ontology annotation, cellular component: cytoplasm; nucleus. NCBI's taxonomy places the organism in Eukaryota, Metazoa, Chordata, Actinopteri, Sciaenidae.
UUUCCCAACCAGCCGAAUGACGUCUGUCUGGUCUGUUGGUCCGUCCUUUAUUAUCUUCCCCCCUUCCUCUGCUGCAGACACGUGAAACACAACGGACUGAGAAAAAGGUGACAAAAACACAAAGUACACAGAGUACACAAAGUACACGAAUAAUGUGACUUAUGUCGAGUAUAGUUACGUAUGAGCGGUUGCCAUGGGAACAGAGGAGGCAGGUGAAGCUGACAGUUUCUGUCCGAGUGAUGAGGAAAUAGAGAAGUGGAUGGACAGCGCCUUCGACAUGGCCAAAGACGCUCUGGAGAACGGAGAGGUGCCGGUCGGAUGUUUGAUGGUCUACAGCGAUGAAGUCGUGGGCAAAGGACGGAAUGAAGUGAACGAGACCAAGAACGCCACCCGUCAUGCUGAGAUGGUGGCCCUGGAUCAGCUCCUGGACUGGUGUCGCAGCAGGAACCUGGACACGAGGAGCGUGUGCGAGCGGACGGCCCUGUACGUCACCGUGGAGCCGUGCAUCAUGUGUGCUGCUGCACUGCGCCUCAUCAGUCUCCCCGUGGUCGUGUACGGCUGCAGGAACGAGCGCUUUGGAGGCUGCGGUUCAGUUCUGGAUGUUUCCUCUGCAAACUUACCUCAGACCGGGACCACGUUCAAGUGUGUUUCAGGUCACAGAGCGGAUGAAGCUGUAGAGAUGCUGAAGACUUUCUACAAACAGGAGAAUCCAAACGCCCCGAAACCCAAAACGAGGAAGGACUGAUCUCUCGAGGACAAACCAGCUGCAGAUGCUUUUUUAUAUUUCCUGUGUUUAAAUGUUAAUAAAUGAUAUUCUGAAUA